AUGGCACCACCAAUCACUUUCUUCCUCUCCAUUGGUGAGUCUCCAGGGUUAGGCCUGGGAACAGAGGGACAACAAGGCCAGAGCAAUCUCUGGAAAUCUGGUCUCUUCUCUUUCUCAGAUACCCUUCCCAGGCCUACUCUCUGGGCUCUGCCAAGUCCUGUGGUCUACAAUGGAACAAAUGUCACCUUCAGGUGCCAAGGCCCACUGAGGAGUGGAAGAUUCCAGCUGUGGAAGGAUGGAGAGCUCAGAGAUGAGAGAAAUGCAUCCAGGGAGCUGGCAGAGUUUGAGCUCAGGAAUGUGAAUGGCAUGACUGAUGCCAGAAACUACAGCUGCCGCUAUGGGCAGGGGCCCUUAUGGUCAGAUUUCAGUGAACCUCUGGCAUUGGUGGUGACAGGAUUCUUCCCCCAACCCCAAAUUUCAACCCACAUCCACCUUCAGGUAAACCCAGGGAGACAAGUGACCAUUCUUUGUAAAAAGUUACCCAGCAUUUUCUCUCAGGACUACAUUUUUGUCCUGCUGGAGGCAGAGAGCCUUAAGCCCCUGAAGAAAAAGAGUCCUACAGAGAACACGGUUUUCUUCACAUUUCCAUCUGUGAGGAUCCAGGAUUCUGGGAACUAUAGCUGUAUUUACUACAAGAAGACAGCCCCCUACAUAGGAUCAAAACCCAGCCAGGCCCUAAAGCUGACUGUACUUGGAAAACUCCCCAAGCCAACCCUGUGGACACAGUCUGGCCUUGUGGUGAUUCCAGGAACCAAUAUUACUUUCUGGUGCUCCAGACCCAAGCUGUCUUUCCUUAAAGAGGUGACUUUCACUCUAUGGCGUCCAUGGACCGGGAAGUACUUAAAUGAGCAGAGCUCAGGAGAACUCUGGACCAGCUUCCUCCUCCCUUCUGUCAGACCUGGGGAUACUGGGAGCUACAGAUGUACUUACAAGGAAAUGACAGCUUCUGCUAGAAAUUCAGAGAACAGCGAUGACCUGAAGUUGCUGGUGACAGGAUCUCUCCCCAAGCCCACCCUCUCAGCCCUCCCAGGCCUUGUGGUGGAACCUGGUACUCAUGUGACACUCCAGUGUGAGCAUCCUCCUUCUUAUUCUUCCCUCUGGGGAGUGACAUUCAUUCUGCUGAAAGUGGGGAUCUCUCAGCCCUUGCAGAGGCAGAGUCCAGGUGGAACCUCAGCUGAUUUUCUCCUUCUCUCUGUGAGGGCACAAGAUGCUGGCAGCUACAGCUGUGUCUACCAUGAGGAGAUGAUGACUCUAUCACAGGUGUCUGAGCCCAGUGAGGUCCUAGAGAUCUGGGUGACAGAUGCACUUCCCAAAGCUUCCCUCUCAGUCCGGCCUGUCCCAGAAAUAGCCUCAGGGGUCAAUGUGACCCUCCUAUGUCAGGGGCCCUCAAGAGGUACUGGGAUUGUUCUAUACAAGGAAGGAGGUAAGCAAAUCUUGCCAAGCAUGUAUACCACUCAAGAUGGAGCCCAGUUCUCCUUGACUCAUGUGACGCCCAAGCAUUCUGGCAAUUACAGUUGUGGCUACCAGCCUGGCACCGAAGGCAGUCUCUGGACACAACUCAGUGACCCCCUGGAGCUGAUAGUGAGAGAUCAUCUUCCCAAGCCCACCCUCUGGGCUGACCCGAGUCCUGUGGUUGCCAAAGGAGCAAAUGUAACCCUCCAAUGUCAGGGCCGCCUGGGAAGUGACAUAUACCAGCUAUGGAAAGAUGAGGAGCUCCAAGAUGAGAGAAAAGCCUCCAGGAAGCUAACAGAGUUCAUGCUCAGGAAUGUGGAUGAUGUGAUAGAUGCAAGAGACUACAGCUGCCGCUAUAGGCACGGACACUCUUGGUCAGAGCUCAGUGAUCCCCUGGCACUAGUGGUGUUGACAGAAGAAUUGCCCAAACCCUCCAUUUCAAGUCCAGAUGGAUCCACAGAAUCCCCAGGGGAAACAGCGACCAUCUAUUGCCAAAUGUCAGAAAUGACACCCUCCCACGAUUACAGUUUUGCCCUGCUGGAAGCAAAGAGCCUGGAGCCCUUGCAGAGAAAGAGCCUUGCGGGGACCAAAGCUGCUUUCUCACUUCCUGCCUUGAAGAAGGAGAACAGUGGGGAGUACAGCUGUAUUUACUAUAAGAGGACAACCCCCUACAGAGGAUCACAACCCAGCCAGACCCGGGAGCUGAGAGUGCUCGGAUUAUUUCCCAAACCCAUCCUGUGGGUCCAGUCUGGCCUCAUAGUGUUUCCAGGGACCAACAUCAGUUUCUGGUGCUCAAGACCCAAGCUAUAUUCCCUUGAAAAAGUGAUCUUCACUCUAUGGAAGGUUGAGACCCAGAAGUCCUUACAAGAGCAUAUCUCAGUAGAGCCCUGGACUCGAUUCGUCCUCUCUUCAGUGGAACCUAAGGACACUGGGAGCUACAGCUGUACUUACCGUCACUUGACAGACUCUGACAAAGGUUCAGAGUCCAGUGAUGCCUUGAAAUUGAUAGUGACAGGAUCUCUCCCCAAGCCUUCCCUCUUUGCCUUCCCAGACCUUGUAGUGAAGCCUGGUGUGCAUGUGACUCUGCAGUGCCGGCAACCUCUUCAGUCACCUCUCUGGGGGGUGACAUUUGCUCUGCUGAAGGUGGGGGCCCCUCAGCCCUUGCAGAGCCAGAGCCCAACGGGUACCUCAGCUGACUUUCUCCUCCUCUCUGUGAGGGCCCAGGAUGCUGGCAACUACAGCUGCAUCUACUCCUCUAGGACAGUUCCAUAUCAAGUGUCUGAGCCCAGUGAGGUCCUGGAGAUCUGGGUAACAGAUACACUCUACAAGGCUUCCCUCUCAGUCUGGCCUGACUCAGAGGUGGAAUCAGGGACCAAUGUGACCUUCCUGUGCCGGGGGCCUUCAUGGAGUACUAGGUUUGUCCUAUAUAAGGAGAGAGAGGAGAAAAUCUUGCUGACCAUGGAUACCACUCAAGAUGGGGCCCAGUGGUUCCUGAUUCAAGUGACUCCCCAAAAUUCUGGCAAUUACCGCUGCAGCUACCAGUCUGGCACCAAUGAAAGUCUCUGGGAACAAUCCAGUGACCCACUGGAACUUACAGUGAGAGCUUCAGUGCCCAGUACUACCCUCAUCAUCACUCUCAGCUGUGUCUCCUUCUUUAUCUUCUUCCUUCUCCUGCUGGCAUUCCUGUGCCACCGAUCUAUAUCUAUGGAUACAGAAGUAGCCAAAGGAAGACCAAGGGAAUCAUUGGUUCCCAUGACUGAAGACCUCCAGGGAGUAACCUAUACUCAGUUGAACAUAGGAGCCCUGAAUAAGAGGCAUAAAGACACCAAGAAGACACCCUCAGAGACCAUAGUCUAUGCUACUGUGUCCUUGGACUGA
Messenger RNA from Monodelphis domestica (gray short-tailed opossum), 3330 nucleotides. The record is from RefSeq and is a predicted model, not a curated record. Lineage: Eukaryota; Metazoa; Chordata; Mammalia; Didelphimorphia; Didelphidae.